AUGUUAAGGAGAAGACUAACUUCACUUCUGGAAACUUCCAUCCACAAUGCUUUAACUCCAACACACAUCAAAUCAAUCCAAUGGCCAAACCCUAACGAUAAUUUAAGAUCCUUAUUUGGGUCCCACAGUGCUAGAGCUUAUAGCCUUUUGGCUCUGAAUGAUCUGAGAGCAGAAGACACGCAAGGGUCGGGGAAGGGGAAGACUGCUGGAAGAGGUCAUAAGGGUCAGAAAGCGAGAGGGACAAUGAAAUUUGGGUUUGAAGGUGGCCAAACUCCUCUCAGGCGGCAUCUGCCAAAGCGCGGUUUUAAGAAUCCGUUUAGCCUCACCUUUCAGGUCCCUUUGUUUCUUCUUAUAAACUUAUGUGCUGAUGUUGUAAUGUAG
Messenger RNA from Impatiens glandulifera, 381 nucleotides. RefSeq names its product 50S ribosomal protein L15-like. Gene Ontology annotation, cellular component: mitochondrial large ribosomal subunit. Gene Ontology annotation, molecular function: structural constituent of ribosome. The coding region runs from base 1 to 381 and encodes 126 amino acids. The transcript has a single exon. Lineage: Eukaryota; Viridiplantae; Streptophyta; Magnoliopsida; Ericales; Balsaminaceae. Gene Ontology annotation, biological process: translation. The record is from RefSeq and is a predicted model, not a curated record.